This is a messenger RNA of Macrobrachium nipponense, 1887 nucleotides long. RefSeq names its product trichohyalin-like. Bases 1 to 1887 code for a protein of 628 amino acids. The record is from RefSeq and is a predicted model, not a curated record. Lineage: Eukaryota; Metazoa; Arthropoda; Malacostraca; Decapoda; Palaemonidae. The transcript has a single exon.
AUGCUGGAGUCCAAAGCACGAGAUUUUGAAUCACUUGAGAGUCAAAACAGGAGAAAUGAACAAAAUCUCCUUGCCUGCGAACAACAAAUUGAAAACCUCCAGAAGAAAUUGCAGGAGAGGAACGAGGAAGUGAACAAGCUUGUCCAAUGUGAGAUGGAAGUUGAAAUUUUAAGAAAGGAAUUGGAGGACAGACAAAAGGAUCUGAGCAAGCUUGUCCAAUACGAAAGGGAGGUUGAACAAUCAAGGAAGGAACUAGAGGACAGGCGCAAGGAUGUGAACAAGCUUGUCUGUUGUGAGCAGGAACUUGAACAAUUGAGGAAGGAACUGGAGGAUAAAGAAAAAUAUAUAAACAAGCUUGUCCCAUAUGAAAUGGAAAUUGAAUGUCUCAGAAUGGAAUAUGAGGCAAAACAGGUGGCUCUGGUGGAAAUGGCUGGCCUCAUAGAAAGGGACGAGAAAGUUAUCUUUGACUUGCAGCGAAAAGUUGAAGAACUCGGAGGAGAAAUAGAAGACAGAAAUAAAGAAAGAGAUGGACUCCUGACUUCGGAGGCAAUGCUAGUUCAGAAUCUUGCCAAAUCUGAACUCUAUAUAAGUGAACUGAAAACUGAAGUCGAGAUGUUAAGGAGUCAAAAGGCAGAACUUGUCAACCAACUGGAAGAAAAUAUGAGCCAUCUUAAGAGUAAGCAGAGUCAGAUACUGGAUCUCGAGCAGAAGUUACUAAAGAUGGAGGGAUAUCAGGAGGAAAAAGACAAUCUCGAAAUAGUCAUAAAAGAGAAGGAUAAGGAAAUAGAGCAUUUCAAGCGAGAAAGAGAGGACAACUUGAAAGAAGCACAAGAUCUUCGUAUACUAAUCGCUCUGAGGGAAGAAAAUCUCCAGGAAUGCCAACAGGAAAAAGAACUUCUUCUAAAGGAAUUAGAAAAGAGCCAGAAGGACUUAGAGGAGCUUGUCUGUUGGAACUUGAGGAAAGAAGAAGAAGAGAUUGAGAAAAUGGCGGAACAGAUCCACCAAUUGGAGUUCAUGAGGUCUCAGUUCCAGGAAAUGGUGGAUGCCUACGAAAACAAGACCUCCGAGCAGGAAAUGGAGAUUACCUGCCUACGCAAGGAAGUUCAGCAGAAAAACAACUUGCUGGAGGAAGGCAUAGCCCAGCGGGACAAUCUAGAAAAAGUCAUAAAAGAGAAGGAAAAGGAAAUAGGGCAUUUCAAGCGAGAAAUAGAGGACAACAUGAAAGAAACACAAGAUCUUCAGAUACAAAUCGCUCUGAGGGACAAAGAUCUGCAGAAACGCGAUCAAGAUGUACAACUCCUUUUAGAGGAAUUAGAAAAUUGGCAGAAGGAAUCAGAGGAGCUUGUCCGUUGCAAAUUGAGGCAAGAAGAGUUCUAUGAGUCUCAGUUCCAGGAAAUGGAGGAUGCCUACGAAAAAAAGAUCUCCGAGCAGGAAAAGGAGAUUACCUGCCUAUGCAAGGAAGUUCAGCAGAAAAACAACUUGCUGGAGGAAGGCAUAGCCCAGCGGGACAAUCUCAACAAGAAGCUGGAAUGCGUCGAGAUGGAUAAUAGCCAUCUGAAACAGCUGGCUGCUGAGGCUGAGGAACGACAGAUAGCUGCAGAAGGAGCACUCAAGGAGCUGUCCAUCAAUAUUCAGAGGGUUGAGAAACUAGUUACUGAUAAACAGAGAGAAGUUGAUGAACUUCGAAGCAAAUUAGAAGAGAAAAACACUGAAGACGACAAGCUUGUUCAGUGUAAGGAGGAAGUAGAAGUUCUUAGGAAAGAACUAAAGAAGAAGGACUUGGAAAUCAGAAAGGGUAAGGAAGAGGCAAAACAACAUGACAAACAAAUGGGGAGAGUGGGAGCUCGCCUCCAGGAAAUGGUGGCUGCCUUCAACAAGAUCACCUAG